UUCCCCAUCACCGGUCCCGCCCAUUCAACCGGUGUCUGCAUCUAUUGGUUCUCCCCAACUUCAGUCAAAUUUGUCAGGCUCCUGAUUGGCUGACCCUGCAUCCACGACGUCACGGCGCUGCGCUCACUAGUGCUGUGCUGUCUAGGUUGACGACCAUGCUCCAAAUGUACAGGAAGAGCUCCCUCUCGGAGAGGCUGAUUCGCACCAUCUCCUCCAUCCGCUCUCUGCCUGGAGACACUGUAGAGUCGCUGAUCCGCAAGGGGGCUGAUGUCAAUAGUCCGCAUGACACCCUGAUGCCUCUACACAGCGCCUGCAUGGUGUGCGACGCAGACUGCGUGGAGCUACUCUUGGAGAAUGGAGCUAAUGUGAAUGCGCUCGAUGGCUACCAGCGCACAGCUUUGCACUAUGCGGCAGAAAAAGACGAGACCUGUGUGGAGAUCCUCCUGGAAUAUGGUGCCGACCCCAAUGCUCUUGAUGGUAACCAGGAUACCCCUCUACACUGGGCUGCUUUCAAAAAUAUGGACGUCUGUGUACAGUCAUUACUGGAGGGGGGUGCAAGGGUCAAUGCCAGGGACUACAACCAGGACACUCCACUAAGCUGGGCAGUUAUGAAAGGCAACCUAGAGAGCGUGCGUCUGCUCCUGGAAUAUGGGGCACAGCCCGACACUGCCAACCUCAAGGGUCAGUACCCAGCUGGGCGACUUGCGGUUCUGAUGGGUAGAGGCCUUGGUGGGGAGAGGGAGGAGGAAUGCCUCGAACUGCUGCACAAAGCUUGUGGUACCCUCAGGUUGAGAAGGGAAGGUGGGGUCCCCCCCGAGGUCGCACGUGAUGCCCAGCUUUGUGAACGCCUUGUAAAACUCUGCUCGGUCCCAGGCACCUUAAAGGCUUUGGCGAGGCGGGUGGUGAGGGGCAGCCUCGGUGGAUGCCAGUUGUCUCAGGUGGUGACUGAGUUGCCUGUUCCUAAAUCCAUACAGGACUAUGUUCUGCUGCUACACUGAAUACAUUGGACCAUACAAGAUGGGAGAAGACCACUAACCAGGCAUUCGGUCUCCUGAGGGGGACAGGUUGUUCUAGUGAAGGCCUCCUUGCCUUCCCAGUAUAUCAGAUGGACUUGACUCUUGUUAAUUCAUGGGGUCAUUGCUAGUUUUUAUUUGAGAACCUAAAUCCUGGGGGGAUAUCCUGGCAUCAUCAAAUAUUCUUGACCACAUCCCAUGGGUCUGUGAGGAGACCCAGCAACCACAGUGGGAUAAAGGCAUGACGAGGAAGUAUAUCAGUGCGGAUGACCUCAUUUAAAGGGGUACUCCACUGGAAAAA
Molecule: messenger RNA, 1314 nt
Organism: Hyla sarda
Lineage: Eukaryota; Metazoa; Chordata; Amphibia; Anura; Hylidae
Gene: ASB8
Product: ankyrin repeat and SOCS box containing 8
Exons: 4
Coding region: 156-998 (280 amino acids)
Molecular function (GO): protein binding
Source: RefSeq, a predicted model, not a curated record